CAGAAGAGACGUGAAUCUCACGAAAUUACAGCGGGCAAAGCUGCGGCCAGUAGCACUCGGCGGUGCUCGUGCAGAGAAACGGAGAACCGAAACAGGCAGUUGGAAACAGUCUGACGCUCUAAAUACAGCGCACACAUCGAAAACAGAAGGAGAUUACAGCAAACGAGUGAGUCAAAAAAUCAGGGCAACGAGACGGAAGAAUUGCGGGAGAUGCGGCUCUGCGCGGUGGAGCCCGGUCACGUACCCGAGGUGCAACUCUCAAGCGGCUCUGCGCCCCUCAAGCGCAAGCACUUAGCAGUGGAGAAUGUCGGGGCGCGCGAUCGGCGGGGCAUACGUCAAUGCGACAGUCGGAUUCCACGGCAGCGGUUCGACGAACGAACGCAUGGGGAUCUCGGGGGGGGGGGGCGUGCUCGACGAAGAUGAAAACAAGACGGGUGCUGUGUUUCGUUCCGUUGCUGAGGGAGGCGUUCGCGCAGGGCUCCGGCGGCGGGAGAGGGUUUCCCUGGCGGCUCGUGUCGAGGAGGGAAAAUGGCGAUGCAGACGGUGCGCGUGCUCGCGAAGGACAGGGACGGCGGCGCGCAGGGCUGCUCGCAGAGGAGGCGGAGCUGUUCGAGGAGGAGGAAGCUCCAUCAGCGGCAUCCCGUCCAAGGAUCAGAGGCGGCAGUGUUCGCUGACUGGGCUCUUUCGAGCCUCUCAGCACUCAGCCUCAUGCCUCAUUCGCGUGUGCUCAACCUCGCCAACGAGAACGCCGCGGGGAUUAGCGCUAGUUUGGGGUCGGGGUGGCCCAUCGCCCAUGGGGCGCGUCUGGACUUUGGAGCGGCUGGAUCCACCCUCUCGCCCUGCUACCGACUUUUUGCCGUAGCGUGGCCAGCCCGCGAAUGGCACAAUGCCUCGGAGCCCUCCUCUGGUCCUGUCGACUCUACCGCCAACUCGCCGCCGUCCUGCUCCGCGCCCACGCAGCUGCUGCGCUUCUCCAAGUCCAUGAGCACGAGCCACUGCUGUCGCCGCAUGCAACCCCGCACACGGCUCAAAGCAGCAUAGCGG
Messenger RNA from Paraphaeosphaeria sporulosa, 1044 nucleotides. RefSeq lists its product as uncharacterized. The record is from RefSeq and is a predicted model, not a curated record. The transcript has a single exon. NCBI's taxonomy places the organism in Eukaryota, Fungi, Ascomycota, Dothideomycetes, Pleosporales, Didymosphaeriaceae. Bases 305 to 862 code for a protein of 185 amino acids.